This is a messenger RNA of Pyrgilauda ruficollis (rufous-necked snowfinch), 1245 nucleotides long. Its product is annotated as pinopsin-like. The transcript has 4 exons. Gene Ontology annotation, biological process: visual perception; G protein-coupled receptor signaling pathway. The record is from RefSeq and is a predicted model, not a curated record. The coding region runs from base 43 to 1170 and encodes 375 amino acids. Lineage: Eukaryota; Metazoa; Chordata; Aves; Passeriformes; Passeridae. Gene Ontology annotation, cellular component: membrane; photoreceptor outer segment. Gene Ontology annotation, molecular function: G protein-coupled receptor activity.
ACUUCAGCAAAGGAUACCCAGCAUCUCUGCCCUCACUGAUUCAUGACAAAGUCCAAAAUGAACCACACUUGGAUGUAUAACCUGAGCUUUGGUGCACCUGCACAUCCUGUUGAGCCAAGGGCUGGACUCUCACGAAGUGGGCACACAGUAGUGGCUGUUUUUCUUGGAUUAAUCUUGUUUUUUGGUUUCUUGAAUAACUUGAUUGUCCUCAUCCUCUUCUGCAAGUUUAAAACCCUGCGUAACCCAGUCAACAUGCUUCUCCUGAACAUCAGCGUCAGUGACAUGUUGGUGUGCAUCUCGGGCACUACCCUCAGUUUUGCAUCCAACAUCCGUGGCAAAUGGAUUGGAGGGGACCAUGCUUGUCGGUGGUAUGGCUUUGUCAAUUCCUGCUUUGGUGUCGUGUCCCUGAUCUCCCUGGCUGUGCUGUCCUACGAGCGCUACAGCACGCUCACCCUGUGCCACAAGCGCAGCCAUGAUUUCCGCAAGGCUCUGCUAGCAGUCGGUGGUUCUUGGAUUUAUUCCUUGUUCUGGACUGUGCCACCUCUGCUUGGUUGGAGCAGUUAUGGAGUAGAAGGCGCAGGCACAAGUUGUUCAGUACGCUGGUCCUCAGAGUCUGCUGAGUCCACGUCCUACAUCGUCUGUCUCUUCAUCUUCUGCUUGGCUGUCCCCGUGAUGGUCAUGGUGUACUGCUACGGGCGCCUCCUGUACGCGGUCAAACAGGUUGGAAAAGUCCACAAGAAUGCUGCCCGCAAAAGAGAAUACCACGUCCUGUUCAUGGUGAUCACUACAGUUAUCUGUUACCUGGUGUGCUGGAUUCCAUACGGGGUUAUAGCAUUACUUGCAACAUUUGGCAAGCCGGGUGCUGUGACUCCAGUUACAAGCAUCAUACCUUCCAUCCUAGCAAAAAGCAGCACUGUUUGCAAUCCCAUUAUCUACAUACUUAUGAAUAAGCAGUUUUACAAAUGCUUUCGUCAGCUUUUCCACUGCCAGCCUUCUUCCUCCACUGAUGGAGAGCCCACCUACCAUUCCAAGGUAACCGUUAUCCAGCUGGAUCAGAGGGUGGAUGGUGGAAACGUGUGCAAUAAUGAACCACAUCCAGAAACAGACAGUAAAAUGACUUCUCUCCUGUGCCCAGAGACAACUUCAAAAGCUAUACCACCAACAUCUUAGAAAAACUGGCUCUGGUGGAAAAACAAGCCUCAACCAAAGUGUGUUCUGUUAUUUCACUGCCACAUUACCAAGGUA